Molecule: messenger RNA, 2791 nt
Organism: Drosophila teissieri
Lineage: Eukaryota; Metazoa; Arthropoda; Insecta; Diptera; Drosophilidae
Gene: fand
Product: pre-mRNA-splicing factor syf1 homolog
Exons: 3
Coding region: 82-2730 (882 amino acids)
Biological process (GO): generation of catalytic spliceosome for first transesterification step; mRNA splicing, via spliceosome
Cellular component (GO): Prp19 complex; U2-type catalytic step 2 spliceosome; post-mRNA release spliceosomal complex
Molecular function (GO): protein binding
Source: RefSeq, a predicted model, not a curated record
ACGCUUUUUCGAUCAGCUGUUUUCGGGGACGCGCACGAGAAGAAAAUAAUUGUUUGCGGCAUUUCAUGAAAAUCGCGGAAAAUGGUGACGAAAACAAGUAAAUCUCUGAAUUUAGAGAUCAAUUUCGAAGAGGAGGAUGUGCCGUAUGAGGAGGAAAUCCUUCGGAACGCUUACUCCGUAAAACAUUGGCUGCGCUACAUUGACCACAAGGCGAAGGCGCCGGAUAAUGGUGUUAACCUGGUCUAUGAGCGUGCUCUUAAGGAGCUCCCGGGCAGCUAUAAGAUCUGGCACAAUUAUUUGAGAACCCGCAGGAAGCAGGUGCGCGGCAAGAUACCCACGGAUCCCAUGUACGAGGAGGUCAACAGUGCCUUCGAGCGCGCCCUCGUGUUUAUGCACAAAAUGCCACGUAUCUGGAUGGACUACGGUGCCUUCAUGACCUCGCAAUGCAAGGUGACCCGCACCCGGCACGUUUUCGAUCGGGCUCUAAGAGCUCUGCCCAUCACGCAGCACGGCAGGAUUUGGCCACUGUAUCUGCAGUUUGUGCGCCGCUUUGAAAUGCCGGAAACCGCACUACGGGUCUACCGUCGAUAUCUGAAACUCUUCCCCGAGGACACUGAGGAGUAUGUGGACUACCUACAGGAGGCGGACCGCCUGGACGAAGCUGCCCAGCAGCUGGCGCACAUCGUAGACAACGAACACUUCGUUUCCAAGCACGGCAAGUCCAAUCAUCAGCUGUGGAACGAACUGUGCGACCUUAUCUCGAAGAAUCCACACAAGGUGCACUCCUUGAAUGUGGACGCCAUCAUUCGCGGUGGACUGCGGCGCUACACCGAUCAGCUGGGCCACCUGUGGAACUCCCUGGCGGAUUACUAUGUGCGUUCCGGCUUAUUUGAUCGGGCAAGAGAUAUAUACGAGGAGGCCAUUCAAACUGUGACCACCGUCAGAGACUUCACACAAGUCUUUGAUGAAUACGCACAGUUCGAGGAACUCUCGCUGAACAAACGCAUGGAGCAGGUAGCUGCCAAUGAGGCGGCCACCGAGGAGGACGACAUCGACGUCGAACUGCGCCUCUCACGCUUCGAAUACCUCAUGGAGCGCCGUUUGCUGCUGUUGAAUAGCGUGCUCCUGCGCCAGAAUCCGCACAACGUGCACGAGUGGCACAAGCGGGUGACACUGUAUGAGGACAAGCCCGCCGAGAUCAUCAGUACGUACACCGAGGCCGUGCAAACAGUGCAGCCGAAGCAGGCGGUUGGAAAGCUGCACACCCUGUGGGUGGAGUUCGCCAAGUUCUACGAGGCCAACGGACAGGUGGAGGAUGCCCGUGUGGUCUUCGAACGCGGCACUGAGGUCGAGUAUGUCAAAGUAGAGGAUCUGGCGGCGGUGUGGUGCGAAUGGGCGGAGAUGGAGCUACGACAGCAGCAGUUCGAGGCGGCACUCAAGCUGAUGCAAAGGGCGACGGCCAUGCCAAAGCGAAAGAUUGCCUAUCAUGAUGAUACGGAGACGGUGCAGGCGCGCCUUCAUCGCUCCUUAAAAGUGUGGUCCAUGUACGCUGAUUUGGAGGAGUCAUUCGGCACUUUUAAGACCUGCAAAGCCGUCUACGAGCGGAUUAUAGACCUGAAGAUCUGCACGCCGCAGAUCAUUAUCAACUACGGAAUGUUCCUCGAGGAGCACAACUACUUUGAGGAAGCCUACCGAGCCUAUGAGAAGGGCAUCUCGCUGUUCAAGUGGCCCAAUGUAUAUGACAUCUGGAACUCCUACCUAAGCAAAUUUUUGGAGCGUUAUGGCGGCACAAAACUGGAGCGGGCCAGGGAUCUCUUCGAGCAGUGCCUGGAUCAGUGUCCUCCCGAACACGCGAAGUACUUUUACUUACUGUAUGCUAAGUUGGAAGAGGAGCACGGUCUCGCCCGACAUGCCAUGUCUGUCUAUGACCGCGCCACGUCUGCUGUCAAAGAGGAGGAGAUGUUCGACAUGUACAACAUAUUUGUGAAGAAGGCGGCCGAGAUCUAUGGCCUACCACGUACCCGCGAGAUCUAUGAAAAGGCCAUCGAAUCGCUGCCCGAACAGAAUAUGCGCCACAUGUGUGUCAAGUUCGCCGAGCUGGAAACGAAGUUGGGUGAAGUGGAUCGAGCUAGAGCCAUCUAUGCUCAUUGCUCACAGGUUUGUGAUCCCCGCAUCACCGCGGACUUCUGGCAAACUUGGAAGGAGUUCGAAGUGCGUCACGGCAACGAAGACACAAUGCGCGAAAUGCUGCGCAUCAAGCGCUCCGUGCAGGCCACUUACAAUACGCAGGUGAACAUGAUGGCCGCCCAAUUCCUGAACACAAACAACGGAGCGGCUGCGGAUGCCGGAGCAGGAGCUGGACCGGAUGCCAUGCGAUUGCUGGAGGAGAAAGCUCGCCAGGCGGCAGCCGAGGCCAAGCAAAAGCCCACCGAGAAGGCGGGCUCCAAUAUUAUGUUUGUGCGCGGCGAAACGCAGGGAGGUGCGAAGGACAAAAAGGAUACGGUUGUCAAUCCUGACGAAAUUGACAUUGGAGACAGCGACGAAGACGAGGAGGAGGACGACGACGAGGAGAACGAGAUGUCGAACGAGAACCAGGCCAGUGCAGCGGCCACAAAAACCGACGAGGAAGGCCUCGUCAUGAAGAAACUGCGCUUCGAGCAAAAGGCCAUUCCAGCCAAGGUCUUCGGCAGCCUCAAGCCUUCGAAUCAAGGCGACUCUGAUGGAGAGUAAAUGUUUAUAUGACUUCAUUUUUGGGGUAAAUACAUGUGCGUCGAAAGUUUUACAAUUGUAA